This is a messenger RNA of Ceratotherium simum simum (southern white rhinoceros), 1900 nucleotides long. NCBI's taxonomy places the organism in Eukaryota, Metazoa, Chordata, Mammalia, Perissodactyla, Rhinocerotidae. The record is from RefSeq and is a predicted model, not a curated record.
CCCCUCAUCUAGUUCUCACAGCGAUGGCAGCACCACCUCUCAGCCCCACCUCCUUACCCACAGGUGGCCCCAAAUCCCUUCUGAAAGGGUGCAGUUCAAGUAUCAGCAUAGCAACCUCUAAGACUUGGGGUGGGGUGGAAAGGAUGUGGAAGGCUUAGAUCAAAUGUCUUGAGUGAGGCAGGACCAGAUUGUCCCCAACACAAAACAGCUGGGAAGUAACUACCAGAGACUCUUAUUUUGGGUUAGACCAGCCCCAGGCAUGAACGAAGACCGUCCACAGCCCUUGGAUUAGUCAUGGCAUUGAAGAGGAGGAGAAGACGUAGAGCAUGGGGACUGUGCCUGGCAGGGAGUCUGGAGUUUCUGGUCUCAAGGUUCAGGAAGGCAUGAGCCAGGGGAGGGGCCUCCAUGCAGGGGGAGGGCGGAACGCUGGGGCAGGGCCCGAGUCAGCUAUGCAAGACUGUGCAACCAGAGGCAACACAGAACAGAAAGAGGAUCCCAACAGUCUCCUGAAAUUCAGGAGAGUGGACAUUCCAGCUUUGACCACCUAAGACACCACUCCUCUAAAGAUUACGACUCCAUUUGUCAUUCUGAGGCCUCUGCUUGUCCUGUACCCCAAGGAUGGAGCCACUUCUAGGAGUAAAAAUUGGUUGCCUGUUUGCCCUGCUGGCUCUCACUCUGGUCUGUGGCCUUAUUCCCAUCUGCUUCAAAUGGUUCCAGAUUGAUGCAGCCACAGGUCGUCACCACCGGGUCCUCAGCCUCCUGGGCUGCACUUCUGCUGGUGUUUUCCUGGGAGCAGGGUUCAUGCACAUGACCGCUGAAGCCCUGGAGGGAAUUGAAUCAGAGAUCCAGCAGUUUGUGAUGCAGGACAGAAAGUAAGAGAAAUUCUUCUGAUGAUGCUGAUUCAGCUCAGAUGGAGUAUCCCUAUGGAGAGCUCGUCAUCUCCCUGGGCUUCUUCCUUGUCUUCCUCUUGGAGUCACUGGCAUUGCAGUGCUGUCCUGGGGCUGCUGAAGGAUCAACAGUGCAUGAGGAGGAAUGGGGUGGGGCUCAUGUCCUUGGACUCCACAGCCAUGGGCCUCUGCCCUCACCCUCACGGGGUCCCCUUCGAGCCCUUAUCCUCUUGCUCUCACUCUCCUUCCACUCAGUGUUUGAAGGUCUGGCUGUGGGGCUGCAGCCCACCGUAGCCACUACCGUGGAGCUCUGUCUUGCUGUCCUGGCUCACAAGGGGCUCAUAGUGUUUGGCGUAGGACUGCGGCUGGUGCGGACAGGCACUGGAUCACGAUGGGCCGUGUUCUCCAUACUGUCAUUAGCUCUCAUGUCCCCUCUGGGCCUUGCUGUAGGGCUGGCUGUGGCCCAAGGAGACUCUGAAGGGGGGCGAGGCUUAGCACAGGCUGUAUUAGAGGGUGUGGCAGCUGGCACCUUCCUGUAUGUCACCUUCCUAGAAAUUCUGCCCCGAGAUCUAGCUGGUCCUGAGGCCCCUCUAGCCAAGUGGGGCUGUGUAGCUGCUGGUUUCGCCUUUAUGGCCUUUAUUGCCCUGUGGGCCUGAAAGAUCCCUGAUUUUUCUGAUGGACCUAUCUAGGAUGACCUCCUUCCUACCCACAGGAGACACCUCCCAAAUGUCUUUGGCAUUCAAACAUUUCUUCACUGAGACAUUCACUAGGCAUCAUCCCCAUGAACUGGGCCCCAGCGUUUCCCUACAUGAGAUCCCAUUUCUCAUCCAGGACUGAGAAAAGGAUGUUUAGGUUGACUGCCUAUAAAUUGAAGAAUUGCAUAAACACCAUCUCCAGAUUUGACUCUUGUCCCAUUUAUGCUACUGUGUGUAAUAAAUGUCUGCUUCACCCUUCCCCUUCAGCCGUGCUAUACUUUGUUUCUCCGGGUUGCUUAGGAGCUUCCUGGUACAGGA